This is a messenger RNA of Debaryomyces hansenii CBS767, 2091 nucleotides long. It is a transcript of the gene ZCF25, whose product is annotated as Zcf25p. Gene Ontology annotation, biological process: DNA-templated transcription. Gene Ontology annotation, molecular function: zinc ion binding; DNA binding. The transcript has a single exon. Lineage: Eukaryota; Fungi; Ascomycota; Pichiomycetes; Serinales; Debaryomycetaceae. The record is from RefSeq and is a predicted model, not a curated record. The coding region runs from base 1 to 2091 and encodes 696 amino acids.
AUGGGGUUUCCAGAGCAUUCGCCAGGAUCUAUUCAAAAUGAUUAUGGCAUUCAGAAACUUGAAGGGCCUGGACGUCGUAGUCUGAUGGCUUCAAAGAAUGGAAAUCAUCAUAACUCGGUGGGCCAAGCAAGCUCAACCGUAAUACAGAACAAUGCGCGGAGUAUACCCCAGAAUAGCAGGUAUCUUCCAAGAAAUUUGGAGCCAUUACUUUCGUUCCCCAUCGAAGAAGAAAACCAGAACAAUGGACAUGAUAGGGAUUCGGUUGACAGAUCCUUUCGCAACAUGCAUCAGGAAAAUGCUGCUGAUGACGAUAUGGAAGAUGAGUAUGGAUUAUCGAAUGAAGAUGGAAAAAACACGAGGCUUUUAAGAGAUUCAGGAGGCAAUUUGCGCUAUAUUGGAGAGAGUAGCCCACUUUCUCUUUUGUUCGAGUGCCGUAAUAUCUUUUACAAAACCCUUGGCCAUACUAAGUUUACAGAUGACCCCCGUAGAAUGAGUAUAGUUGACCAACCUGGUAAGCUUUUAUCGGGGAUUGCAAUUCAGUUACCAACAAGGGAAGAAUGUGAUAUUUUGGUCCUGGUAUUUGAGGAAAAUAUUAACCAUACGUUUUAUGUUUUUAAUAGCAAUUACCUCAGGCAUGAGAUAGUCGAUUACAUUUAUAAAUCCCCGAAUCGAGCUCCUCAUAAUAAAUUGGCUUUAUUACAUUUGGUGCUAGCGCUAGGGUCGCUAUUUGCAGAUAUUUGCCCUGAUUAUUCCAUUAAAGAACUAGAUUAUAAUGAUUCAGCGGCAUAUUUUGAAAGUGGAUCUACAUUAAUUAGAAAUUCGGAGGAUACUGGUGGUCUUUGGGUAAGCGAGGCAUAUUUCUUGAUCUACUUUUAUUACCAAUCAACUUGUAAAAGAAGUACUUCAUGGCUCAUGCUAAACAUGGCAAUUAAAAAUGCACAAGCACUUGGUCUUCAUAGAAGGUUUAUUAAUGAAUCGUUUAAAGAUAUGCGAUACGUUAAUCAUAGGAGGCGGCUAUGGCAAAGUCUAUACAUAUGUGAUCGUAUUUCCUCUAUUUUAUUAGGAAGACCAUUAAGUAUUGGUGACUAUGACUGGGAUGAUGUUGGAUCAAGUGCACCACAAGGUCCUCUUAGAAAUAAUGAUGAUUUCAGGGCUCUAUGUCAAAUGGAAAUGGCAAAGAUUGCUAAAAUAAACGGUAAAAUAGUAGAAAAUUUUUAUGGUGAGGGCAAGAUAAACACCAAUAGGGCAGGAAAAUUGGCAAUUGAAUUAAAGAAAUGGUCAAUAAACUUAAGGAGUGAAAUACAAAUUGACAGACUUUUAACAUGGGAUGAAACCUUAAGCAAAGACAUGUAUUAUGCUUUGCUUUUGACACACUUGUCACAGCUUUAUGGAAUUGUACUAUUAAGCAGGCCAUUUUUCAUGUAUUCGUCUUUUCAAAAAAAACAAGCUACAGAAAAAGUAGAACUUACAUUGACAAAUUUUCGUAAUGCUUGUAUAAAAGCAUCGAUUCUAACAAUAAAGCUCAUAGAUUAUUUUUUGGCAAAAUGUCCUAUGAGAAUGGAACUGUUUACUACCAUCAACUGUUGUUUUAACUCGGCACUUAUAUUAGGCCUUCAGAUAAUGCAUGAGAAAGUUAAUGAAGCUCAGGGAAAAAAUACAGAAUAUAAUCUCGUGCUUCUCAUGGACACAUUGGACAAAGCAAGAAAUACUUUAUCAAAUUAUGGUCCAAUGAGUGCAACUUCUGCAAGAUUUAGUGACAUUAUAGGAAAUAUGCAAUCUUCGUUAAAAGGUAAGUUCUCUAUUCCAGCAGACAAUGGAGCUGCACAAAUGCAAGCCCGGAUACAUGCAACUCCCACUGCAGCAACAUCUAUGGGUUUUAAUGAUAUUGGAGAAAAACAUUUAAAUGGCAUAAAUACUCCAGCGUUUAAUGUAGCUCCAGGUUUGGAUAACUUACUUGAUUUCCAGCAAUUUUUCUUGCCACCUGAAAGUACAUCACCUUCGAACACGGAAACUAGUGACAAACAAGAUAUGCUCGACCUGUUCAUGUAUAAUCUCGGAAAUAGCGAUAUAUUAUUCGACAACCGAAUAUAA